CUUACAUCCGUCUUGGUCUAACUGUAACUAUCUCACUCUACAUGACUUGUAUUUAAACCACUACAAUCUCUUUUGUGAGUUAGCAUGCUUGAAUCAAGAACAAGGCAAGGUAACCUUUGAACGACUAAUACUACUUGACACUUACUCGCAAGCACUGACACUAAAGCUCCUUCUUAAAGGUUACCUUGACCUUAUACACUCUCUUACUUUGAGAACUAACCAACACACAUUUGCUGACCAGACUUCGUGCUUAAGCGAGUUAGGAAACAAAAACCCCAUCAGCUUCUUUCACAGCCACUUGUCAGAAGUUAAUCUUCACUCUGAGUGUUGGGUUUCUUUUAACUCUGCAGAUGACAACUCUUUUUCUUUUCCUUGGUACAAUACAUCCCUAGCUAAUGCGUUUGCUGA
Molecule: messenger RNA, 408 nt
Organism: Amoebophrya sp. A25
Lineage: Eukaryota; Dinophyceae; Syndiniales; Amoebophryaceae
Source: the annotation of a GenBank genome assembly